This is a messenger RNA of Hirsutella rhossiliensis, 987 nucleotides long. RefSeq names its product mob1/phocein family domain-containing protein. The transcript has 5 exons. Gene Ontology annotation, biological process: cell division; signal transduction; positive regulation of protein phosphorylation. Gene Ontology annotation, molecular function: protein kinase activator activity. The coding region runs from base 1 to 987 and encodes 328 amino acids. The record is from RefSeq and is a predicted model, not a curated record. NCBI's taxonomy places the organism in Eukaryota, Fungi, Ascomycota, Sordariomycetes, Hypocreales, Ophiocordycipitaceae. Gene Ontology annotation, cellular component: cytoplasm; nucleus.
AUGUCCAAUCUCUUUUCGGGAAUCAACGCUCGUUUUCGAGGUGGCUCUAACAAACCGCCUGCAAACCAACCCGGCACAAACCUCGCUCCCAAAGUCCCACCCCUGCCAAACUCUCCGUCGCUCGCCCAGACCAUCGGCAUGGACGAAUCCAGCGGCGCCAUUGCCAGCGGCGACGACAUCAUCAGCUCGUACCACCUGCCUCGGCCCCUUCCCCUCUGGGUCAAUGGCCACUACACCAAGCACAUUGUCAGAGGCAACUUCAUGACUCUCAGCGCCCGGCCCAAGACGGUAGAGCAGGGCGAGUGGAUCGCCCACCAGAUCGUCGAGCACUACCGCAACUUGUGGAACUUUGUUCGCGUUGUGCACGAAAAGGAAGACGACGGAACGACAAUCUGCAACUCGUCGACCUGCCCGCGCAUGUCCGCCGGAUCGAACCACUCCUUCACCUGGCUCAAUCGCCAGCGCGAACCGGUGGAACUGCCCGCCCACGAGUACAUGACGUUGAUGCAGCGAUGGAUCUCGGGCAAAAUCGAUGACACCAACAUCUUCCCAACCGAUGCAUCGGCCGUCUCUUACGCCCACAACCCCGCAAUAACCACCACGCCCCUGGCGCAGCUCUCCAGCCCGGGAGAGCCCGAGUGGAUGGGAAAGCGAUCCGGCUUCCCGGAAAAGUUUGGUGAAGUCUGCCAAUUGAUCUUUCGCCAGAUGUUCCGCGUCUACGCUCACCUCUACUGGGCCCACUUCACCGACCCCUUCUACCACCUCAACCUCGAGAAGCAGCUCAACAGUUGCUUCUCUCACUUCAUUCUGACGGCCACUGCCCUCGACAUGCUGAGGCCGCAAGAGCUCGAGCCAAUGCAACCGCUCCUCGACAUAUGGGCGGCAAACGGCACCUUUCCUCCAGAGUCAAAGGCCUACGAGUACGCCAAUCUCCGCGCCGGUGAACGCCUCUUGGAGCUGGCUGGCAUCCAGUCGGAGACGCGGUAA